Molecule: messenger RNA, 2401 nt
Organism: Aedes albopictus (Asian tiger mosquito)
Lineage: Eukaryota; Metazoa; Arthropoda; Insecta; Diptera; Culicidae
Exons: 2
Coding region: 1-1452 (483 amino acids)
Biological process (GO): DNA integration
Molecular function (GO): nucleic acid binding
Source: RefSeq, a predicted model, not a curated record
AUGCGUGCAUCGAUUCUGUACCACUGUUCCUUCGAACCCCCGAUAGAUUUCGACAGAUUUUCAUCGUGGAAUCGAAUGCUGCGAGCGAUAGCAUACGUCUUGAGAUUCCUGAACAACUCGAAUAAGAAGCGAUCAUUGCGCACUGGGCAGCUAUCCCAAACAGAACUCCAAUUAGCGGAAGUAACACUCUUCAAAGCGGUGCAGCGUGAAACAUACCCUGACGAGAUCACGGCGUUAUGCAACAAGGCACCGAACGAGAGCGGGCAGGAGGUCAUAGGAAAACAUAGCUCGAUCUUCCAGCUGUUGCCGAUGCUGGACAACAGCGGUCUGCUGCGCGAGCGUGGACGGAUCGGGUCAGCUGAAGAUAUACCGUUUAAUGUACGCUAUCCGAUUAUCCUUCCUAGGAACCACCGAGCUACCGAGCUGCUGGUGUUAGAUUAUCACCAACGUUGCCAGCAUGGGAAUUCUGAGACGGUGAAGCGGUGGAUUGCAUUAUUCACUUGCCUAACAGUACGUGCUGUUCACUUGGAAGUAGCGUAUACAUUAUCAACCGAGUCCUGCAUAUCCUGCGUUCGCCGAUUCGUUGGCCGCCGAGGACCGCCCGCCGAGUUCUUCAGCGACAACGGGACAAAUUUCCAAGGGGCGGAUCGAGUGCUGCGACAUCAAAUUAGUCAGGGACUGUCUACAACGUUCACCGGUACCAACACCAAAUGGAACUUUAUUCCGCCAGGAGCACCCCACAUGGGCGGAGCGUGGGAGCGCUUAGUUCAGUCGGUGAAGGCAGCCAUGCAAGAAGCAUAUUCGGAGGGAAAGCUAAACGACGAGGGGCUGCAGACGCUGGUCGUGGAGGCUGAAAGAUUGGUCAACUCAAGGCCUCUGACGUAUUUGCCACUAGAAGCUGAGGAAUCAGAGGCGAUCACGCCCAAUCACUUUUUGCUGCUUAGCUCUAACGGAUUGAAACCUCAUAGUGGGGAAAACGAUGCUUCAGAACACGGACACUAUCCCGAGUUGGUCCGUCGGGAAAUACUUGGAAGAACAUGGGAGCUGAUUCAACGCCAGCUGGAUGUAUUCUGGAAGCGCUGGUUGGUUGAAUACCUGCCGGUGAUUCGUCGGCAUCCAAAGUGGUUCGAGGAAACUCGAAUGCUACGAGCAGGAGACUUGGUCAUGGUAGCUGAGCCGACAAAGCGAAAUGGAUGGGAGCGUGGACGGGUCGUCCGUACUGUCCCAAGUCCGGACGGCCGACAUCGACGAGCGUUUGUGCAGAUAGGGAGGAAAACUCUGCUGAGACCGGUGUCACGGUUAGCCCUCCUCGACCUGAGAAGUAGCAGUGAAGCUCCGGACAUUCCCGGACUACACCCGGGGGAGACUGUCGAUGCAGGAAAGGACGAGCUGGUAACCCUAUACACCGAUGAAGGGGCAACAGACGUCAAUGGGGUCAGAUGUCUACGUUGACGUCUGUCAUAGUAGAAGAUCAUUUCCGCUGAACACGUUGCUCAUUCUUAUCGAACCAUUGUGAAAGGUAGACCAUAAGUGCACACUGAAGAUACCGAUAUCGAAGUAAAUCUAUUGAAUUUGUGACAAAGUUAAUACUCAAAAGGUAGUGAAAAUUUAUCAUUUUAAUGUCCAUUUCUAAUAAUUUGUGAAUUCGUAGAGUGUAGUUGGGGAAAGUUAUACAUCCAGUAGCUGAAUUGCAGUUCUUAGUUCCAGAAAUUGAGCUCGCGUCCCAGUGAAGUGGCCCAAUCCGUCCGUUGUCGAAGUAGCUGAAAAGAGAAGAUACCUGAAAAGAAACCUGAAAAGAAAAGUAAAUUAAAAUUAAUUAAAAGUUUAACAGUAUAACAAAUAAUAUUUAACAGUAUUCUGCAGUUUUCGGUGCUGGGAAUCGACACGUGGGGUGAGCGAGCUAAGGCCCACCGAAUUGUAAGCCAUUACAAGAUAUUCAUUUGUAUUUGGGGUUAAGUGUACUUACCAUUUUGUUUAAUUUUUAGUUGAAGCUUACAUAAUACAUAGUUCGCUGUCAAAACGGAACGCUUUUCUUCGCACCCCGCCCCCUCGACAACAAGUCUAAGAAACAGGUCUUGGACUGUUUCAAGGCAUACACUGAAAACCAAUCCAGCAAUCGCAUCAAGAGAUCAGGUAUCAGAAGGCCGGCUCCAGAGGCACGUUAUCCUUUAUUUGAGACAUUUGUGCCAUCGCCAAAAUAAUAGCCUAUUUCAUCAUCUACCUGAAAGAAAAGGAAGGAAAUAAGGAUAAGGAUAGGGAUAAGGACAGGUAGGGAAACAGGAAAAAUACCCUGGAAGAGGGUACUACCGCAUAAGCGUACCACAAUGGGUUCAAACAGCGCCCUGAAAAGGGCACUGUAAUAACGUAUAAAGCGAAAGAGAGCCGAGCUGUACCACAGCGG